Messenger RNA from Chenopodium quinoa (quinoa), 678 nucleotides. RefSeq lists its product as uncharacterized. The transcript is spliced from 2 exons. Bases 1 to 678 code for a protein of 225 amino acids. NCBI's taxonomy places the organism in Eukaryota, Viridiplantae, Streptophyta, Magnoliopsida, Caryophyllales, Amaranthaceae. The record is from RefSeq and is a predicted model, not a curated record.
AUGUGUGAUGAAUAUGAUUCUAUGACUAAAUCCCAAACUUGGGAUUUGGUACCUAGACCAUCAAAUAUGAAUGUGAUUCGUGGCAUGUGGAUUUUUCAUCACAAGGAAACUGUAUACAUGCAUCAGCCACCUGGAUUUGUUGAUCAGAGUAAACCCAAACAUGUUUGCCUCCUCCGUCGAUCGAUAUAUGGUCUUGAGCAGGUGCCUAGGGCUUGGUACCAAAGAUUUGCUUCUCACAUUAUCUCCAUUGAUUUUGUGAACAGUAAGAGUGACACCUCUCUCUUCAUAUUUCGUCAAGGUACGGCCAUGGCUUAUUUAUUGAUUUAUGUUGAUAACAUUAUUUUGGCUUGCUCAUCUAACUCCUUACAAAAUCGUAUUAUUUCCCUCUUGAGUGCUAAAUUUGCUAUGAAGGAUCUUGGCCCUCUAUCUUCUUUUCUUAGUAUUUUGGUUACUCGCACCAAGGAUAAUAUGUUUCUCUAUCAGCGAAAGUAUGCCCAAGACAUUUUAGCUCGAGCGAAUAUGUCAAGUUGUAACUCUGUUGCUACUCCGGUCGAUACCAAGUCUAAAAUAAGUGCAACUGGUGGUAUGCGCUUAGAGAAUCCGACUCUGUAUCGUCAACUUGCAGGGGCCCUUCAAUACCUCACCUUCACUAGACCGGAUAUCUCAUAUGCAGUUUAG